AUGGGAGGUGCUGCGUGGCGCUGGAUGCUGCGCGCCGCCCGCCUCCUGCCCGGCGGCGGGAGGGCUCCGGCGGCGCGGCGGGGCGGCCCGGGCUGCGCGCCCGCCGCCUGCGCCGCUCUGUCCGCUGGCUUCGCGUCCUCAAGCUCUGGGGAUGAGGCUCUGAGGGACAAACGUGCUCGAAUCCUGUCACGAGGGCUGCCAAAGCAGAAGCCCAUAGAAGGAGUUAAGCAGGUGGUGGUUGUGGCUUCUGGAAAAGGGGGAGUUGGAAAAUCAACAACAGCAGUAAAUAUAGCCCUUGCCCUAGCAGCAAAUGAUUCGACAAAAGAAAUUGGUUUACUUGAUGCAGACAUAUAUGGACCUUCAAUUCCAAAGAUGAUGAAUUUAAAAGGAAACCCAGAAUUAACACCAAAAAAUCUAAUGAGGCCCCUUAAGAACUAUGGAAUCGCAUGCAUGUCUAUGGGUUUCUUGAUAGAAGAGACUGCCCCGGUUGUGUGGAGAGGGCUGAUGGUAAUGUCAGCUGUUGAAAAAUUGUUGAGACAGGUUGACUGGGGUCAGCUGGACUAUUUAGUGAUUGACAUGCCACCUGGGACUGGAGAUGUACAGCUGUCAGUAUCACAGAAUAUUCCAAUUGCAGGAGCUGUGAUUGUCUCCACUCCACAAGAUGUGGCUUUAUUGGAUGCUCGCAAAGGAGCUGAAAUGUUUAGAAAAGUCCAUGUGCCUGUUUUAGGACUGGUUCAAAAUAUGAGUGUUUUCCAAUGUCCCAAAUGUAAGCAUGAGACACAUAUUUUUGGAGCUGAUGGUGUAAGAGAUCUGGCAAAAACCCUUGGAUUGGAUAUUUUGGGAGACGUUCCACUGCACAUUAAUAUACGGGAGACAUGUGAUUCGGGACAGCCUGUUGUGGUGUCUCAGCCUCAGAGCGAUGCUGCCAAAGCCUAUCUAAAGAUAGCUAUGGAAAUAUUAAGAAGACUACCAGUACCUCCUGCUUGAAGCCUUUACCAUUCAAACUUAGCAAAAAAGUGAUCUUUGAUGCAGCCAAUGUAGAAGAGUCCUGCUACCUAAUUACAUGGAGGCCAUAUGUUAGUUCUAAGAACUUCUUUACGAAAUAAUUUACCAGAGGUU
This is a messenger RNA of Hirundo rustica (Barn swallow), 1119 nucleotides long. It is a transcript of the gene NUBPL, whose product is annotated as NUBP iron-sulfur cluster assembly factor, mitochondrial. Gene Ontology annotation, cellular component: mitochondrion. NCBI's taxonomy places the organism in Eukaryota, Metazoa, Chordata, Aves, Passeriformes, Hirundinidae. Gene Ontology annotation, molecular function: ATP-dependent FeS chaperone activity; ATP binding; 4 iron, 4 sulfur cluster binding. The record is from RefSeq and is a predicted model, not a curated record. The transcript is spliced from 11 exons. Gene Ontology annotation, biological process: mitochondrial respiratory chain complex I assembly; iron-sulfur cluster assembly. Bases 1 to 987 code for a protein of 328 amino acids.